AUGAAGAACUUCAUCAGGUUCCAAUCAAAUUGCAAUGCUCUAGAAAAGCAGAUGAAGAGUCUAACAGAUCUUCAAAACAAAGUGAAAGAAGAAGUUGACUCGGCUUAUACUCAAAUAAUAGAAUGGCUCAGAGAAGUUCAACAAUUCACGCUUGAAGUGGCACACACUGCUAGAAUAGUCAAUAACGGAUGGUUCUUUAAUUUCAAAGAAAAUUGUAGACUUAGUAGGGAGACGGCCAGAAUGUUCAAGGAAGUAGAAAGAAUUCUGAAGGCUGGAAAUCUUACUUCUCAAAUGGUGGGUCUCAAUUACUUGGCAAAAACAGUUGAGCACAUCCCUAGACCUUCAAUUGAAAGUCAAUCUACAGCAUCAAAAACUUUAGCCAAAAUUAUGAAUCUAUUGAAUGACGAUAAUGUUUUGAGGAUUGGUGUUUGGGGCAUAGGAGGUGUUGGCAAAACUACUCUGGAUCCAAGUACAAAUAGCAGAGAGAUUGAAUUUAAAGGUGCAAAUGGAGAAAUUGUGGACAUAUUAGCAAUUCAACUUCAUGAGAGGCUCCAACAGGUGCAUAAAUAUCUUCUUAUCCUUGAUGAUGUUUGGGAGGCAAUUGACUUGGAUUGUAUCGACAUCCCACAACCUAAAACUAAUGCCGAUUCUAAGAUCAUAUUGACAUCUUGCUCCCAAGAGGUAUGCAGGGAUAUGAAGACUGAUGAAGAAGUGAAAUUGGAGACCGUGAAUGAUGAAGCAUGGAAAUUGUUUAGUAGAAAUGUGGGGGAGGUAAGUGAACUUGUAAAUUGUUGGCUAGCUAAAGGUCUGUUAGAUGAACAGCAAAGUUAUGAUGGCUUGCACAAUAGAGGGAUUGCUCUGAUUGAAAAUCUGAUGGACUCUUGUUUACUGGAAGGAGGAGAUCGUGAAGGCACUGUGAAGAUGCAUGAUGUAGUUGGAGAUGUUGCUAUAUGGAUCUCUUCUUCCAUGAAGGAUGGAUAUAGGUCACUUGUUCGGUCAGGAACUGGUCUAGCACUAAUUUCAGAAGCUAAAAUGUCCGAGUCUCUCAAAAGAGUCUCUUUCAUGAAUAACAGAUUAAGAAAGCUACCUGAUCUUAGAAUUCAUUGUCCACAGACCUUCACUUUACUGCUACAAGGAAAUCUCUCCCUUAAGAUCAUUCCUGAUGGAUUUCUGCAGGCAUUUCAGUCACUCAGGAUCUUAAAUAUCAGUGAAGCAUGCAUUCUGUCAUUGCCUCAAUCCAUUCUCCAAUUGAUCGAUCUUCGCAUGCUUGUCUUAAAGGAUUGUGUUUAUCUUGAUGACUUAACCCAAAUAAGCAACCUUAAUAAACUACUAGUGCUUGAUUGCUCUACCACCAACAUUACGAAACUGCCAGGCAGAAUGGAAAAUCUGAGCAACUUAAGGCAAUUAAGCUUGUCCCGCACAAAUAAACUAAAAUCCAUUAAAUGUUGCAUUAUAUCCCAAUUGGUUUGUUUGGAAGUCCUGGAUAUGACACGCAGUGCUUAUAUUUGGAGUGUGAAGCAAGAGUCAAAAAAUGGACAAGGCACUUUUGAAGAGCUCCAAUGCCUUCAGCACUUACAUGUCUUAUCCAUAAGAUUGGAGGGCAUUCCAUCUCUUCACUAUGAGGAUCUUUUCUGGAUAUGUAGAUUAAGACAAUUCCAAUUCUAUACGGGUGCAACAGCGAAAUCUCUGCCAAUUAAACGUGAAGAACGAUCAGUGAUUUUAAGAGAUAUUGAUCUUUCCCUAAAGUAG
Molecule: messenger RNA, 1749 nt
Organism: Pistacia vera
Lineage: Eukaryota; Viridiplantae; Streptophyta; Magnoliopsida; Sapindales; Anacardiaceae
Product: disease resistance protein At4g27190-like
Exons: 3
Coding region: 1-1749 (582 amino acids)
Molecular function (GO): ADP binding
Source: RefSeq, a predicted model, not a curated record